AUUCAACGAGCCAAGUUCACCUGUCGUGAUUUCCUCCGCUCUCGUGAUUAUAGAUUUUCUAAAUUGUCUCCUGUCAGCAGAAAAACGUCUAUUUUCUUUACAUUUAAAUUUUGUGCUUAACGCGAUGAACUCAGGUUUUGACAGCCCUAUAGAUGAGGAUUUCGGUGAGAUCCCAGAGUCUGCGAAAACUGGUCUUUUCCACUUUGUAGUUGGAUUAUUUGUGGUAUCGACAGUGGUCACAACACUUUUGACGACGGUUUUUGUAGCUUUAAUCGUGAUUCUGUGGGGUUACUUCAAACCGAUGAAAUUCUUUUGGUUUUUAACCCAACUUACCAUAUCAGUUUUCAUCAUCUCUUCCUCCAAUCUAGUUAUCAAUGUCCCAGCUACUCUUUCCUUGGUUUCUAAGGAGGCUGCACAGUCAGGGCUUUUCUCAUUUAUCUCAUAUCUCAUCGAUUUCUGCCAUUACUCGAUUAUAUUCUCCAAUUUGGUAAUUGCAGUUCAGCGUGCAUUUGUCUUCUUUUUUAGACACUCUACAGAUACGGCUUUCAGCUCCCCAGUAAUCUUCAUUUGGCUUGUGUCAGUUUGGGUAUUGGCUUUAAUUGUGGAAAUUAUAUUGAUGACAUCAAAUUGUAAAUAUCGGCACGACAAAAAGACACCAGUGUAUCAGUUGAAAUGUGAAGUGAAAGGUCAAACAAACCUUGUUGUCAAUAAAUCUCUGCCCGGUGGAAUUCAGUUGAUCGAGAAUAUAGUUCAGAUUGGCAUUCCUAUUUUAAUAUUUGGGAUUUAUUGUGCGAUUAUUUCAAAAAUUGCAUAUAUGAAGCAGAGCACGUUGAGCAAAAAUGAGACAUCUAUUUUGAAGCAAUCGAUUUUUGUUUUUGUCGCCUUUCAGAGUUCUUCAAUUGUGUUCUUAAUUGCUCAAAACAUCGAGAUAACAAAUGUCACUGCGUUUCUGAUCAAACGUUUUGUCAAUACGAUGGAAAUUCUGGCCGGCGCCGCAACACCCACGUUCUUCUUUUUCACAUCUAAAGAAAUGCGAAAAUUCGUGUCAACUCGAGUUUCAGCUGCCAGUUCACAGGGAGCAUCUAACUUGCAGGUUAGAGGUGUGAGGACGUUGGAAUGACAUUUUUGUCCUGCGCCCGAAUGUUGUUAUGUACAUAUAAUAAAAUUUUGAACACAGCUGACAUUUUAUGCAUUCAAAAUUAAUUGAAACUGAAUGUACUUUUUGAAUAAAUUGAUUAUGAAAUGUAA
Molecule: messenger RNA, 1248 nt
Organism: Caenorhabditis elegans
Lineage: Eukaryota; Metazoa; Nematoda; Chromadorea; Rhabditida; Rhabditidae
Gene: F54E2.5
Product: G_PROTEIN_RECEP_F1_2 domain-containing protein
Exons: 8
Coding region: 125-1120 (331 amino acids)
Source: RefSeq, marked reviewed